This is a messenger RNA of Pseudophryne corroboree (corroboree frog), 1405 nucleotides long. RefSeq names its product collagen alpha-2(VI) chain-like. Bases 1 to 1260 code for a protein of 419 amino acids. The record is from RefSeq and is a predicted model, not a curated record. The transcript has 5 exons. NCBI's taxonomy places the organism in Eukaryota, Metazoa, Chordata, Amphibia, Anura, Myobatrachidae.
AUGAAAAUCCCAGAUUGUUACAGAUCUUGUCAGCCAACCGAUGUGGUGUUUGUCAUUGACAGUUCUGAAAGUGUUGGCAAAAUGAAUUUCAGUCUUGCAAAAAAUUUUGUAAUCAAUAUUGCCAAUAGGAUUGGGAAGAUGGGCAAAAAUGCAUCUGAUCUCACAGGUUCUCGCUUUGGCGUGGUGCAAUACAGUCAUCAAGGGGCAGUCCAAGCCAUCAGAAUGGAUGAUCACAAUAUAGUCUCAAAAGCUACUUUUAUUUCUAAGGUGAAAUCAAUGGAGUGGCUGGCCGGUGGAACCUGGACCCCCUCAGCCCUGAAGUACACCUAUGACAAGUUGAUACGUCCAAAUGGAAGGGCUGUAAGCAAAGUGGUUGCAAUUGUAAUCACAGAUGGACGUUAUGACCCUAAAGACAUAGACAAGCUGGAGUCACUGUGUACUGGAGUGGAAGUAUAUGCCAUUGGUAUAGGGGAUAUAUUUAACAACAGCGCAGAAAGAAGGACAUUAGAAAAGAUAGCCUGCAAUGUUAAUCACAGGGUAAAGAAUCUGAGUUUUUAUGCUGAGCUAGCAGCUGAGGAAUUCCUGGACAACAUGGAGGCCGUGAUCUGCCCAGAACCUGAGAUCACCUGUCCAGAUCAGAUUUGCAAGCAAGCAGUGAGACUUGGAGCAUUAAUAGGUCGACCUGUGGACAUUGUGUUCUUUGUGGAUGGUUCAGAGAGAACGGGUAAGGAGAAUUUUGUGCAGGUACUGAGAUUUAUAAAGCACAUAGCAGAGGAACUGAUGCUUGCAGCAAAUGAAGAGGACUUAAGUGGGGCCAGAAUUGCAGUAAUCCAAUACGGAGAUGAAACUCAGCAAAAUGUGCUUGUAGAUUUCUCUUAUAACCUAACUCAUAUUCAGACAUUGCUUUCUAAAGCUGUAUACUAUGACUCAUCAUCCCAUAUUGGUACAGCUAUUCUUUAUGCCAUGAAAAACAUUGUGAAAAGUCAACCGGGUACACGUAUGGGUGCAAGAAGCACUGCAGAAGUGUCUUUUGUCUUCGUAACUGAUGGCAUGAACAGCAACAAGAAUUUUGCCCAGGCCCUGAGUUCACUUCGAGCUAAUAGCAUUGUAACAAGUGCAAUUGCUGUUGGCUCUGCUAUUAACCUGGAAAAACUUACUCAGUUGGCACUAAAAGAUAAUACAUCAUUGUUUAGGCUUACAACUUUUGACCAAUUAUUUGCCACACCGUUUCUCAGGAAUAUUGUGCAGUGGCUAGGAUAACCAGUAUAUUACUUUUUGUAUGGUGAUUUUUGUUCUUUUUUUUUAUGCAUGAAGAGAUGUAAACGUAUUGCCAUGUUAACACAUAUUCACUAAGUGUUUAUUUGCUUUAUCAAAAUCAAAGAGGAUACUUUUGUAGUAUCCAAUC